Molecule: messenger RNA, 1425 nt
Organism: Eruca vesicaria subsp. sativa (arugula)
Lineage: Eukaryota; Viridiplantae; Streptophyta; Magnoliopsida; Brassicales; Brassicaceae
Source: the annotation of a GenBank genome assembly
UGUGGGAUGAUUGAGAGUCUGUCUUUUUGUUGGAGUCAUUGAUCCAUCGAUUUUCUCUCUCGAUUCCGAUCGCCAAACACGAUUGAUUGUUCAAUCACGAUGAAGACGAUGAAGAUGAAAAUCGUUAUGCUCGCGUUUCUGGUGACUCUCUCUUCAAUUGAAAUCGGAUUCGCUUCUCCGAACACCGUCCCUGCUUUCCUCUGGUCUCCGCAUCUCCAGGCUGGUAAUGGUGGAAUGGAUGAGGCUGUGAAUUAUCAGGUCAUGUCUGCAAAGGAUCUAGUUGACUCUGUUUUCACUCAAGGAAGAUGGUCUAACAUUCUUUGCUCUGAGAAGAAAGUUGAGCAGGCUGUUGAUGUUGCACUUGUGUUCAUCGGUAGAGAGUUACUGUCUUCUGAUGUUUCUUCCAAAAGGAAUUCGGAACCUUCCCUAGUUAACACAUUGAAUGGUCUCUUUACAUCGUCCAACUUCUCAUUGGCAUUCCCAUACAUUGCUGCGCCAGAGGAAGAAAGGAUGGAGACUUUGUUGCUUUCAGGGCUUAAGAAAGCUUGCCCUCACAAUGUAGGAGUCAGCAAUAUUGUGUUCUCUGAUUCUUGCUUUGUUGAGGAUGGGACUAUUCAGAAACUAUCAGACCUGCAGUCUUUCAAAGAUCAUUUGCUUGCUAGAAAAGAAACAAGGAAAGAAGGAGAAACUGACUUGGUUGUGCUCUGUUCCGAGGGUUCUGAAUCAAAGGGUCAAUCUGGCCAGUCACAUUCAGAGCGUGAAAGCAUCUCUGAACUUGUUAGUUCUGUAGAACAAUCUGGCAGUAAAUAUACAGCUCUAUACGUUUCUGAUCCUUAUUGGUACACAUCUUACAAAACUCUCCAAAGGUUUCUAGCUGAAACUGCUACAGGAAACAGCACCGUUGGUGUUGCUACAGCCUGUGAUGAGCUCUGCAAAUUUAAGUCAUCACUUUUGGAAGGCAUUCUAGUGGGAAUCGUUUUCCUUCUCAUCUUGAUCAGUGGACUUUGUUGUAUGGCGGGUAUCGAUACACCAACUAGAUUCGAGACUCCUCAAGAUUCUUGAGCUUGUUGACCCUUUAAAAGAGUCAUCUCCACCUUUUGCUUUGUUUUUGCCUGUGACGGGUCUUUUCUUCUGCAUAGUGCGUAUGGUGAAAAAGGUACUUCAAUGUCGAUUAUUACACUACUUUUAAAAAACAAAAAGAUUGCAUAUGCUAUUAAAAAAGUUCCCUUUGUAAUAUUUAUUCAUCUUGUUUGUGAGUCUUUCCUAAACGUUAUAAGUUAAUAAUGGAGGACGAGUGAGAACCAGAGACACUGGUGAUACUAUAUUCUUUUAUAUAUAUGUUUGAUUUUAUACAGAGGUUUCUUGGUUGUACCGUACUCGUGUCAUUUUGGGGAUUUGGAGAUAGAUAUGGUGGAAUAACUCAGG